This is a messenger RNA of Trifolium pratense (red clover), 3246 nucleotides long. Its product is annotated as scarecrow-like protein 28. Gene Ontology annotation, cellular component: nucleus. Gene Ontology annotation, molecular function: DNA-binding transcription factor activity; sequence-specific DNA binding. The record is from RefSeq and is a predicted model, not a curated record. NCBI's taxonomy places the organism in Eukaryota, Viridiplantae, Streptophyta, Magnoliopsida, Fabales, Fabaceae. Gene Ontology annotation, biological process: regulation of DNA-templated transcription. The transcript is spliced from 2 exons. Bases 811 to 2847 code for a protein of 678 amino acids.
AAUUUUCCUCUUCCUUUUACAAAACCAUGAUGACAUCUUAUUUUUCAUGUUGGUAAUUCAACCCUCUCUUGUAGGCCCAGAAAAAUACAACAAAUAGUUUUCAACAAUCAUGAUGGAGACAUGAACAUCAACAACAACAACAACAACAACAACAACAACAACAACAACAACAACAUAGUUUUAUGAAAGUUUAGUUUUUUUCAUCUGGGAAUUGUUCAUCAGCCACAAAUUUCAAGGUGUAUGUUUCUAUCUCUCUUCCCUUUUUCUUAAAUUUCUCAAAAACAUAACAUUACUUCUCAAAAACAGCAUGAACUUUGUUUGAGUUUUUGUGGAAUCCGAUGAUCUUUUUUGUUUGUACUAGAUUGAUGUUUUGAUAAUUUGUUAAUUAAUCUCUUCAAAUUCUUUCAUUCUUUCUUGCAUAUAAUAACUACACAUUCUUUUGUUAACAGAUUCAUUCAAUAUUUUCAAUUCAUAUAGGAACACUUUGUUUGAAUUUGUAAAGAUUAAAAUUUGAUUGGAUUUUCUUUGGAUUUUUAUACAUUCAUCGGAUUCCUUUUUGUUUUUGUUAAUCAGAAAUUGAAAUUGAAAGGAUUUUUUCACACACACACACAUAGAUUAUUGUUACAUUGCAUUUUUCUCUUCUCUUUUGUAACAUACACAUGCAAAUUGAGUUUUAGGGGAAAAACCAAAAAAUUCUUCAAGUUAUUAUUAUUAUUACUAAAUUGAGAGAAAAGGGAAGAGAGAAAAAAAGAAGCAGAAGCAUUGGAGUGAGUGAGUGUGAAAAUACAAAGGUUACAAAAACCAUAGACGAUGUUGGCUGGUUGUUCUAGCUCGACAUUGUUGUCACCAACACACAGAUUAAGGAGUGAAGCAUCAGCACAGUUUCAAGCUUGUCAUUUUCAGCUACCAUCAAUGAGCACACAGAGAUUGGAUUUACCUUGUAGCUUUCCGAGGAAAGACGGUUCUUCGCGUUCGCAGCAGACAUUGAGGCCGGUCGGGGUAUCAGUUGAGAAGUCUGAAGUCAAGAACAGCAAUAACAGCAGCAGUAAUUGUUCUCUGCAACAGAACAUUCGGUUACCGCCUUUAGCGACGACUGCACAUACAUUGGCAGAGGUUAAGGAUGAGGAGUUUUGGGAGAAAGGUGGGAGGAGUUUGAAGAGGCUUGCAGAACAUGGAUCUUUGGAUGAGUCUUUUACUAAUAGGGUUAAGAGGAAAAAGGGUAAUAGUGGUGAUGAGAAUUUUGAUGAAUUUGAAAGGGAAAGUUUCAGUUUGGCACAAUUUGGUGCUGGAAACUUUUGGUCUGUUCAUGGUUUUGGAGGGUUUAAUAGCCCUUCACUUCCUUUCUCUUUGAAUUGUUCCGGAGAUGAGGAAAGGGUUUGUUUUGCUCCUGCUGAAGUGGUUUCUGCACCUUUGCCUUUGUCCAACAAUCCUUGGCUUGAAUCUGCUGUAACAAAGAUCACCAAUUUUGGUGAAGGUAGCCACCAGCAUCAACAUCAUCAUGUCAACGAAGGUUCGGUUUCAAAUGGUUCAUCAGAAAGCCAGAGUUUGAGUCUGAGGUUGAAUGAGAAUGCAUCAGAACAUGAAGAUGGUAAUGGUUCAGGGAAUCCUUAUCAGCAUGAAGGAACUGAAGUGGAGACAGGAGAAGAGGAUGAAGAAGAGGAGCAUCGCGGGUUUGAGCUUUUGAGCUUGCUUACUGGUUGUGUUGAUGCUAUUGGAUCAAGGAAUGUUGCUGCAAUCAACCAUUUCAUUGCAAAAUUGGGUGAUCUUGCUUCUCCAAGAGGAACCUGCAUAAGCCGAAUUUGUGCUUAUUAUACCGAAGCCUUAGCCAUCAGAGUCACCAGGCUUUGGCCUCAUGUUUUUCAAAUCACAGCUACUACUCGUGAUUUCGAUAGGGUGGUUGAUGAUGAUGAAAUGAUCACUGCAUUGAGGCUUCUUAACCAGGUUACCCCAAUUCCAAAGUUUCUUCAUUUCACAUCAAAUGAGAUGCUGUUGAGGGCUUUUGAAGGGAAAGAAAGGGUUCACAUUAUAGACUUUGACAUAAAGCAAGGACUUCAAUGGCCUAGCUUGUUCCAAAGUUUAGCUUCAAGGACUAAUCCUCCAAGCCAUGUUCGAAUCACCGGCGUGGGGGAAUCGAAGCAAGAGUUGAAUGAAACCGGAGACAGACUAGCAGGGUUUGCUGAGGCUUUGAACCUUCCCUUUGAGUUCCAUCCUGUGGUGGACAGACUUGAAGAUGUGAGGCUUUGGAUGCUUCAUGUGAAGGAACAUGAAACUGUGGCUGUGAACUGUGUUAUGCAGCUUCAUAAGAUCCUUUAUGAUGGUAGUGGAGGAGCAUUGAGGGACUUUUUGGGUCUCAUUCGCAGCACAAAUCCUACAAUGGUGGUUAUGGCAGAGCAAGAAGCGGAACACAACGAGGCGAGGUUGGAUUCAAGAGUGUGCAAUUCGUUGAAAUAUUACUCGGCGCUGUUUGAUUCGAUUGAUCACAGUGGCCUUCCACUGGAAAGUCCAAUGAGGAUCAAGAUAGAGGAGAUGUUUGCUAGGGAGAUAAGGAACAUAAUUGCUUGUGAAGGAAGGGACAGGUUGGAGAGGCACCGAAGUUUCGGGAAUUGGAGGAAGAUGAUGGUGGAGCACGGAGGGUUUCGAUGCAUGGGAGUCACAGACAGGGAAAUGAUUCAAAGCCAGUUUCUGUUAAGAAUGUAUUCUUGUGAUAAUUACAGUGUUCAGAAGCAGGAGCAGGAAGGAGCUACGGCACUUACUUUGGGUUGGCUCGAUCAACCUCUCUACACAGUAUCGUCUUGGGCACCGGUUGACGCGGCUGGAAGCUCAUCCUCUUUUUCUCAGGCAGCUUGAAUCCAUUCAUCGCCUCGGAUUUUCGUUACUUCAUUCAUACAUUGUUACAAAGUCAGAUAGAUACAGAAACAACAAAAGGGUAGGAGUCAGCAAGAGUAUUCUUUGUUGGUAGGAAAAUUGUCAUUAUCAUUAUUCUUUCAUUCUUUAUUUGCAGAUAACAUUUAUUACUAGUUCAAAGAGUAGUUAGUGCAAUUUAUUUGUAUUAAUACAGCAAUAUUACUUUCUGUUCUUAAUUUUAUAGUCAAGAUUUCUAGAUAUACAUUUGAAGUCAAUUUCUUCUCAUUAUUUCAUUCUUUUAUGUAUUCAUUCUCAAGGUCCUUGUACUAUUUGUAUUUGAAGGAGAAAUGAAAUUCAUUACAAUUCAUUAUUCAUCUAUUCAUUUUCAAGUCCUUUGAUGUU